GCCGGACAGGGAGGAGGCCUCAGUGAUGCCCCUUAUCAAAUCUGGCUUUAAUAGGAGAUAUGUGGAGAACACCAACACGAUGGCCUGUUACAAUGAGCUGCUGCAGCUGGAGCGUGGAGAAGUUCUGGCUCAGUUCAAACUGAGGGCGUGUAAUGCUAUCUUCACAGCAUUGGAGCAGAGCCAGGAGGCCAUAGAGAUCACCAAUGAGGAUCAAGUCAUUCAGUAUGUGAACCCUGCCUACGAGAGCAUCAUGGGUUACCAGCAAGGUGAACUAAUAGGGAAGGAAAUAACAGAAGUGCCUAAAAGUGAAAAGAAUAAGCCUGAUCUCCUUGAAACCAUAAACUCCUGCAUACGGAAAGGAAAGGAGUGGCAGGGGAUUUAUUAUGCCAAAAAGAAGAACGGGGACAGUGUCCAACAAAAUGUGAAGAUCACACCUGUGAUCGGACAGGGAGGUAAAAUCAGACACUACGUGUCUAUCCACAGGCCUUUACAUGAUCAGAAUAAGACAUCCAGUGAACGGGUGCAGGCAGAGUCUCAGACAGACAUCCAAUCCAGUAAGUAUAAGGACCGGAGGAAAGGCUCGUUGGACGUCAGAUCGACUACGUCUCGAGGGAGCGAUGGCAGUUCCCAGAGAAGACACUCCUCCAUGGCCAGAAUCCACUCCAUGACCAUCGAAGCUCCAAUCACCAAGGUGAUCAACAUCAUCAACGCAGCCCAGGAGUCUAGUCCAAUGCCCGUAGCAGAGGCCCUGGACCGGGUCCUGGAGAUCCUGAGGACCACAGAGCUCUACUCUCCUCAGCUGGGCACCAAGGAGGAAGACCCUCAUACUAACGACCUGGUGGGAGGACUGAUGACGGAUGGCUUGCGCAGAUUAUCAGGAAACGAAUACAUCUUUGCUGCGAAACAGCCCCACCUCCCAAGUCACCUAGCCAUGCCCCUGUCGUUAAAUGACAUCCCUCCUCACGUUGCCCAGACAAUGGAGAAUGAAGACUCCUGGGACUUUGACAUCUUCAACCUGGAGACUGCCUGUCUGAAACGGCCUCUGACCUAUCUGGGCCUGAAGAUCUUCUCUCGGUUCGGGGUGUGUGAGUUCCUGAGCUGUCCCGAGGCCACUCUCCGCUCCUGGCUGCAGGGGAUCGAGGCUAACUACCACUCCACCAACUCCUACCACAACUCCUCGCAUGCUGCCGAUGUCCUGCACGCUACCUCAUACUUCCUCUGCAAGGAGAGGGUCAAGCAAAGUCUGGAGCAGAUUGAUGAGGUGGCGGCUCUGAUAGCAGCCACGGUACAUGACGUGGAUCACCCGGGACGCACCAACAGCUUCCUGUGUAACGCAGGAAGUGAGCUGGCCAUCUUGUACAACGACACGGCCGUGCUAGAGAGCCACCACGCUGCCCUUGCCUUCCAGAUCACCACACGGGACGACAAGUGUAACAUCUUCAAGAACAUGGAGAGGAAUGAGUACCGUACCCUGCGUCAGGCCAUCAUAGACAUGGUGCUCGCCACAGAGAUGACAAAACACUUUGAGCACGUCAACAAGUUCGUCAACAGCAUCAACAAGCCGCUGGCCGCGCUGGAGGAGAACGGGGGAAUCGGCGACGAGGAGUCUGUCAAAGGCAUCCUAACGUCCCCAGACAACCGGAUCCUUGUCAAGCGCAUGCUGAUCAAGUGUGCCGACAUCUCCAAUCCGUGCCGACCGCUGGAGCUGUGCAUAGAAUGGGCCGGACGCAUCUCAGAGGAAUACUUUGCACAGACUGACGAGGAGAAGAGGCAGAGUCUACCGGUGGUCAUGCCUGUGUUUGACAGGAACACCUGCAGCAUUCCUAAGUCCCAGAUCUCCUUCAUAGACUACUUCAUCACAGACAUGUUCGACGCCUGGGAUGCGUUCGCAGACCUUCCCAACCUCAUGCAGCACCUGGACAACAACUUCAAGUAUUGGAAAGGCCUGGAUGAAAGGAAGCUGCACAGCCUGCGUCCCCCCCCAGAGUAGGAGCACCCUGACUGGGGUCGACGCCAGGCCCCGGGCCCCUCCUUGGUUCCUGUCCGCCUGCGUCCCCCCCCCCAAGAGUAGGAGCACCCUGACUGGGGUCGACGCCAGGCCCCGGGCCCCUCCUUGGUUCCUGUCCGCCUGCGUCCCCCCCCAGAGUAGGAGCACCCUGACUGGGGUCGACGCCAGGCCCCGGGCUCCUCCUUGGUUCCCGUCCGUCCAGGGGCCACCAAGCCUUCACUCUUCUGCUUCUGUGACACAUACAUCAAGCGUCCACAUGUCCGUCCAACAGAGACAACACACAUGGACGGACGGACGUGCUACAGCAACACCAGGCUCUUGCUUCGUAUAUAAAACCUCGCUAGCUGAGGAUGGAUGAUGGACAGACACACGGCGCCUCAGAGUCCUUAUAAACUACCAGUGCCUGGUGGGCUUGUCUGUAUGCUCCUACUGCUGCCAGGGAGGCUGUGUGAGGGACUGUUCUUCUCCCAGCCAACCUGGUGAUGGACGUACCAUCCCCUUAGUACUCACACACGGGUUCCCCCUGCCUCUCUCUCUCUCUCUCUCUCUCUCUCUCUGUCUCUCUGUCAGUCAGAGACCGGCUGAUGUUACUGUCUCUCUCUCUCUCUCUCUCUGUCUCUCUGUCAGUCAGAGACCGGCUGAUGUUACUGUCUCUCUGCAGACUGACUGCACUGUUGGUUAGAGCUAUGGAGAAACACACAAACAAACUGAACAUUGAGAUGUCAGGUGGUUUCAAGUCUCAGGCACCUCCAAUGAAAAACUGUUUGGAGGAUCAGCUGAUGGGACAGGUCACAUUACACAGUUUUUCCUCUUAAAUGGCACCCUAUUCCCUAUAUAGUGCACUACUUUUAGGAUAAAAGAGUCUAUGGGGCUCUGGCCAUAAGAAGUGCACUUUAUAUAGAGAAUAGGGUUGCAUUUGGGAUGGCCAACCAUGUCAAAUCCACGUCAGACCGUACUACCCAGUGUGUGGUGGGCAUUCCGACCGGAUAAAUCCCUAUAUCGCCCCCCAGUGGCCACCAGGUCGAACUACACUCCACCUCCACCAGCUGCCACCAUCACCUUUUACUGUCUUCUAGCUGUACUUCCUUUGCUUCUUUGUCCUUCAGAAGCACCUUGUCCACUAGAGGACCUGUAGCGACGGGAUGGGACGCGAGGCCGUCCUAAACACACUAAAAUUGUGUUCCAUAUACCAACCUAUUCCCUUUAUAGUGCACUACUGUUGACCAGAACAAAUCAUCAAAUCAAAUCAAAUGUAUUUAUAUAGCCCUUCCUACAUCAGCUGAUAUCUCA
Messenger RNA from Oncorhynchus kisutch (coho salmon), 3298 nucleotides. Its product is annotated as high affinity cAMP-specific and IBMX-insensitive 3',5'-cyclic phosphodiesterase 8A-like. Lineage: Eukaryota; Metazoa; Chordata; Actinopteri; Salmoniformes; Salmonidae. Gene Ontology annotation, biological process: regulation of DNA-templated transcription; signal transduction. The record is from RefSeq and is a predicted model, not a curated record. Gene Ontology annotation, molecular function: 3',5'-cyclic-nucleotide phosphodiesterase activity.